Cantharellus anzutake is the source of this 722-nucleotide messenger RNA. RefSeq lists its product as uncharacterized. The record is from RefSeq and is a predicted model, not a curated record. Gene Ontology annotation, molecular function: pyridoxal phosphate binding. The transcript has 2 exons. Gene Ontology annotation, biological process: biosynthetic process. The coding region runs from base 143 to 607 and encodes 154 amino acids. Lineage: Eukaryota; Fungi; Basidiomycota; Agaricomycetes; Cantharellales; Hydnaceae.
AAUCUUGCUGGUCCCUUGAAAUAAUUAGGGGUGUAUGACUUUUACACACAAGUCAAGAUGCUAGGUACUUCGAUCACCUGUGCGCGCUCUCUUCACACAGCUACAACUUUCACUCAAAGAAUCAUUCGGGACGACUCUACAAAUGCUGGGCAUUAACAUCGUUCCUUUCCCAUUAUCUCCACGCGAUCGCUUCGUCCUGAACAAUGUCGGUGCUUCCAAAACGAAGGCUAUCGUGCUUGUCACUCCGAAUAAUCUUGAUGGAUCUGUCUAUCCACCUGGAUUACUCGCCAGAUUCGCAGAUCUAGCCAAGACUCAUGGUAUCUGCCUGCUUCUGGACGAAACGUACCGGGACUCGUUGUUUCUACCGAUUCUUCACCGGCACCCCACAAUCUAUUUUCUACCUAGGAUAUCGUGCAUCUCUUCUUAUUCUCGAAGAGUUAUGCCAUUCCUGGCCAACGACAGCGAGCAUCGCAGCCCCCUUAUACCUUUCAACGGCGUUGGACUCGAUACAGCGACACAGAUCGCACUAUCAGAGUCCGAUCUUCUAAUAAAGCUAAGGCCGUGCAGAUGCUGGCGCGGGGACAUGGACUCCUAUCAUCAAAGCUGAUGGGCGAUCGUGGCUCCUUAGAACCUGAACGGCAAGUCGAACUGUUUGCGCCGGGCACACCGGGUAAUUUGCGUUAGUUCAUCGGGGCGAGUGGAGGGUAUUUCGCGUUUGUCCG